AUGCUCUUGCUUUCUCUGUUUCACGUUGUGUUGGCUUCAAGCAAAAUUCUGGAAGGGUUUCAUAAACUUACUCCUUCGGGGUUUCGUCCUCUUACUCCGGAAAUGCAGGCAACCAUUGAUGCUACGGAUAAACCCAAGAAAAGGGGGAAGGGUUCUAAGAAAGGGGAGAAGAAAACUGCUGCUAAGAAAGGUCCUUCAGAUACUGCGAAAUCUUCACUUAAAAAGCGAAAGGCACCAACAUCGUCUUUUAUUGCUAUACCUAAACGAAGAAAACAACCUGCUCGCAAGAGAAAGUCUCCCACUCCAAGUGCAAAUGAAGGUUCAGACUUUGAGACUGAAUCAAAAAUUUGUAUUGAAGAAGACCAACCUAUUCACAAUGAAGAAGUAGAACAUAUUCGCAAAGAGGAGUCUCCUAUUCGCAACAAAGGAGAGACUACGAACCACGAGGUAAACCAAUCUUUCAAUGUAUCUUUUCCUUCUCCUCCUCCCUCACCUAAAACUACUUCAACACCCAUAACCAUUGCACCCUGUCCUCCACCCAUUUCUUCAUCACAACAAACCACUAUUUCACUUUCUACUCCGAUCUUCACUGAUUCUACAAUCCCACCCACUACUUCAGCCACUCCUCAGUUUCAAUUCACCUAUAGUCUGUUUCAGAUAAGGACUGAAAGUGAAGAUGAAUCCACUAUCACAAAAUGGAAGCUUAAUUCUCUUCAUGAGAAGAAUGACCAGCUGCUUCUUGCUUCAAAGGCUUCCUCUUCUGAAGCGUAUUCAAAUACAACGGUUGAAUCUUUAUUUGAGCGCAUCACAAAGGAACUUACAACCAAUAUUGUAAAGAUGAACAAGGUUGUGUAUGAUUAUGUUGAAGUCUACAAAACCAUGACCGAAAAAGUCAAUAAACGAAUUUCUGACACCACAACAUCUAUGGAAACAUACCAAACCACUCACAACUACUACACUGUUUCCACGAGCUCUGAUCCAAAACAAGGGGGAGAAGAUGUAUCAGGAAACGAAUCUCCUAAAUCCCCUGUAAAUACCAUUUUCAAGAAAGAACCUAAGGGCAAGGAGAAAAUAAUUGAUGAAGAGCCCAUAAUCGACAAUGAAGAAGACGAGGAGCCUAAUGAAGCCGAGCUUAAAAGAUGGAAGGAGGCUGAGGAGAAAGAAAAGGAUGAAUGGGAAGCUCAUGCGACACUUAAAAGCAAAAUGCUACUAUUUCCUGAGUGGACCCUGAAGCGAAUUCAACCUGACGCUGAGGAUUUGCCCAGCCAGUAUUGGUUAGAUCCGGUUGCAUCCUUCGAUCUUCAAAAUUCUCAAGACUCGCAACUGGAUCUUCUGAUCACUCCUAAAGAAUUCAGGUUUCGGGCUUUCGUGAAGGUUGCGGGUGCUCUUAAUACAGACAGUGGUGCUAAUCACAUGAUGUUCUCCUUCUACUUAAAGCACAUGAAGCCCCAAUAUGACACUUGGUUUGUGAACAAAAUUACUGUUGUGAAAGUGUAA
Molecule: messenger RNA, 1497 nt
Organism: Lactuca saligna
Lineage: Eukaryota; Viridiplantae; Streptophyta; Magnoliopsida; Asterales; Asteraceae
Source: the annotation of a GenBank genome assembly